AUCUGUUACAGGAACAAGUGAUACAACUGGUCUAUUGUACAGUGAUACAGCAGCAUACUGGGAACAAAUUUAUUAAAAUGGGCAUGAUUACACUUUUUGGUCUCUGCUCCAGCAUGCGGAUCUGGUCCGGAAUAUCUCCCAUACCUGCCAGCUCAGUCAUGAUAUUAUUUAUAGUGAAACAGGCCAAAGGAUCUCUGCUGGAAAAAACAACUACUGGAUGGAACAAAUACAAACAGGAAUGCCUAAAAAUGCUACAGGAAACAACUGUAGGUACUGGGAUACAUUGUAAUGGGACUUUUGAUCAGUUUGUUUGCUGGCCAUACUCAACCCCAGGAAAAGUAUCUGUUCCUUGUCCUUUGUAUUUGCCAUGGUUGGAAAAUGGAAGUGCAGGAAAUGUAUACAGAGUCUGCUUAGAUGAAGGAACUUGGCAAACGAAGGAAAACUCCACAGACAUUUGGCGUGACAGUUCAGAAUGUUCUGAGAAAAAUAAUCUCCAAAAAAAUGAAAAAGAACAUAAAUUACUUACCACACUACAGUUGCUGUACACCGUAGGAUAUUAUCUUUCUCUCAUCUCACUUGUCUUAGCUCUCCUUAUACUUUCUUUACUCAGAAAACUUCACUGCACAAGAAACUACAUCCAUAUGAAUUUAUUUGCAUCUUUCAUCUUGCGUGCCACAGCCAUUCUUAUUAAAGACACUGUACUCCACAGGAUUUACUCCAAAAGACCCAAUGAUGAAACUGGAUGGAUAUUAUACCUCAGUCCUGAGAUUUUAAUCAUUUGCAGAACCGCUCAGUUUUUCAUGCACUAUUUUGUUGGAGCAAAUUAUUUUUGGCUAUUAGUAGAAGGAAUUUAUCUGCAUACGUUAUUGAUUACUGCUGUGUUCUCAGAAAGAAGACUGCUGCAGACAUAUAUAGUGAUAGGAUGGGUUGUUCCUAUUCUAUUUGUUGCUCCCUGGGGAAUAAGCAGAUCGAAACUGGAGAACACAGGGUGCUGGGGAACAAAUGAACACAUGGGAAUCUGGUGGAUCAUUAGAGGACCGAUGUUGUUUUCCAUUACAGUUAAUUUUGGCAUCUUCUUAAAAAUUUUGAGGAUGUUGAUUUCCAAACUAAAAGCCCAGCAAAUGAGCUUUCAUGACUACAAAUACAGACUGGCAAGAUCUACACUUGUGCUGAUUCCAUUGCUGGGGAUCCAUGAGUUUAUAUUUUCCUUCAUCACUGAUGAACAGGUGGAAGGAUUUCCAAGACAUGUAAGACUUUUCAUUCAGCUGACAAUGAGUUCAUUUCAUGGUUUUUUUGUAGCAGUUUUAUAUUGCUUUGCAAAUGGAGAGGUAAAAGCAGAACUCCACAAGCAGUGGUCCCGCUUCCUGCUGGCAGAACCCUUUGGUCGUAAACUCUGCUUUCUUGGGCAAAACAUCAAAUACCUCAGGAGAUGUUCACAGAAAGAGAAAAAAGAGCACCUCAGCAGCAACCACUUGUGCCUGGAGGUGAGUGAGCCCUGGGGCAUGAAGCUCCAGCAGUUGCUGGCGAAGCAGAGGGCAGUUCCAUGCACAGAGCAAGGCUGUGCACUUCCACCUCGUCUGCGGGCAAGUGUGUCAGACAGCAGCGAAGGAGAAGUGACCACUGGAGAGACAACUGAGGAGGUGGUCUUUGAAGAAAGUGAGAUCUAGAAAGAAGUCCACCAGGACAGCACCUUCCAACAGCCACAGUACUUCAAAAGAUGAUCUUCUUUCAUCUCCAGGCUGCACAGAUCUCUGUGAUGUGCAAUACAGAGAGAAAGCAGUCCUACUUCCUACCAGCCUCAGCUGUCCCACCUCAACUACCUGUGAAAAAUUUGACUGUUCCUAACCCAUGUGGCUGGGGAGGAACAGGUGUAUCAAAAAAUCCUUUGGGUUGGCCAACAGAGAUAAUAGCAUGCUGAAAGGGAUGUACACAGGGGAGCAGGAUGUAUGCUGGAAAUUAACAGACUGGUCAAUUUCUCCCCCAUCAGCUUCAUCCAUACAUGUCCUAUUCACACAACAAAGUUGUUUGUUGUUUGGUUUUCUCUUUUAUAGCUGCAUGAUUUGGAAAUUUUUCUCUGCAGAUUGAAAUAAUCCUUCAACUCAAAAAACAAACAAACAAACAAAAAAAAAACCAAACCAAAACAAAAAAACAUCUAGCUUCAGGUUAACCCAAAUGCAUUUUAUUUAAGCAACACAAUAUACAAAAAGGCUUGGGAUGAAGCAAAUUUUGGCUUGGAUGCUUAAGCUUCUUCCCUUGUGGUUUAGUGCUGGAAAUGCCUAUAUGAAGUGACAGAUCAAAAAGUACUUGUUCUUUUUUAAAUGACCAAAUGAAAAAUUUUGACAGAAGUGUUCAUUUUAGUUUUCACUAUUUUUUGGCACAAACCACAAACAUUCUGAUACAUCUGCACAUUACAUUACCCUACCUGCUCUGAAGACAUGCAUUAUGACUGACCUAAAUAACAAAACAGAUCAUUUAACAGAACAGAAAAUUUAUCCACUAGCAUUUAAAAAGAGUCAUGUUGAAAUUUUCACAGUCAUACACAGCUCACCUGGGGACCUGAGGAAUUCAAGUUUUUUAAUAUCUAUCUGAUGAGCCAGUCUGCAAACUUGCCAACACAAGCCAUCUGGCAUACUGAAAGGAGAAAGAAAAAGGCAAAAUAAAGAUUAGCAAAUAAUAUUUAUCUAUAAUAUAAAUCUAUGCUCCAGGCACAUACACUGAGCCAGCAGCAAGUUACAUAGCAUUUGUUAUGAUUAUCUGCUGUACUUUGCUGGCAAACACUCUGAAUGUUUGCAGAUGUAAUAAAACACAGCAGAUGUCCCCUAAGCAAAGUUCAGAUCUGCCCCUGGGCUCUGCUCUUCCAUCUUUCCUUCUCCCUACCGGGUGCCAACACUGCAGCUGGCCUUCCCUGCCCUUGCUUCUCCCCACAGUGCUGCUCUGUCCCCAGACCUCUGCUGACACCUAAAGGUGAUGGCACUUUUUGGAGAGAAGUUGCCUGUAUCUUCGAUCUGUUGUUUGAGCAGAUUCAUUUUGUGUAGGUUAUAAAACUUACCAAUGUCACCUGCUGUGACAUACUGCUUUUGUGCAGAGGUCAGAUAAGUUCAUUGACGAGUGCCAGAUCAAGAACACAUUUGAACCAUCAAAUUUCUGGUAGUUUUCAAAAAAGUAUUUCUUUUAUAGUUUUAUCAAAGUUAAAAAUUUAGUUUCUUUAGUAUGUGUAGAUAACAUAUUAUUAAAAAGUAAAUAUUUGAUCAAUAUGAAAAUAUAUUCUCAUUUUUUAAAGGCUUUUUUUCUAGAAUGUCUGUUUUGCUUAUAUCAUUUUAAUGCAAUGGUUUACAGGCACCCAGCACUACAUAUCUGCUGAUGUCUUCUCAAAUUUAAAGAUUUACUUCUUCCAGAGAUUUUGUUUAUGCUAUUAAAAAGCCUUCAGCAGUUUAGAAUGCAUCUUAUGGAGGUGAUAAAAAAUGUAAACUGCUUAAGAAAUUUAUUGUAUCUCAGUAAAAUACCUUUUUACUAUAGUGCUUUUGUUUCCAUUUCAAGUCUUCACAAAUCCUAUGCUGUGCUGAGCAAGUUGGUUUGGAGUACAUUCAUAGUCAGUCCCGAAGUCACACAGAACAACUGCGAGAUGCAACUGCUGUAAGCCAUGUCAUUGCAAUUAUCUUCAGGAAAUUAAGUGGGAGCUGCCACACCAUCAGGCCAUGUCUGUCAACUCAACUUCUUCUCGUAUCAUGUGCAUCACAUUCAAUGGUUAUUUUCUCCCAUCACAAAUAAAUUCCUUUCAGCAUUUAAAAGGGGGAUUAUAACAGGAGGGGAAUAAACUUUUUACAAGGGUAGGCAGUGAUAGGACAAGGGGAAAUGGUAUUAAGCUCAAGAAGGGAAGGUUUAGGUUGGAUGUCAAUGGGAAGUUCUUCACAGGUAGAGUGUUGAGGUGCUGGAACAGGCUGCCCAGAGAGACUGUGAAUGCUCUGUCCCUGAAAGUGUUCAAGGCCAGGUUGGAUGGGGCCCUGGUCUGGUACCACAUCUGGAGGUUGGUGGCCUCCCCUGCGGCAGGGGGGAUGGAACUUGAUAUCCUUGUGGUCCCCUCAACCCAAAGCAUUCUGUGAUUCUAAAAUUCUCUGUUUUACCCCAUUCAGUUUUCUUUACCUUCUCUGGAGGCAGCACUGAUUUUAUGCUCAGCAGAAUCUGCAGACAACAGCAACGGUCUUGGGCUUCUCACCAUCCCUCCAGGAGUGCCCUCUUCCUCUUGCAUAGCUGAGUCUCUCUGAGAUUUCUGUCUACACAACAACACUUUUAAACUCAUGUUUGAUUUUACAACGUUCUGUUCCUCACAGCAAGAUUAUUUCCCUGCCUGGAGAACCUUAUUAAUGCUGAAGAUGAGAGAUGACUUGCAGGGAUUCUGCAGUCCAACUUCAUCAGGCCCUAACCACAGGCACCAUGGACCGUAUCAGUGGCAGAGAUGAAAUAGGAUGCAAGAGUGAUUUUGGCUUCUUUCUUCCCUUUCACUUCUCACAUCCAGUUGCUCCUCCCUCUCCUCUGUGCUUCAGGGCUGGUUCUUAGGCCUGCCUGUAUAGCGCUUUGGGAUUGCAUUCUCACUUGCAGCCUAAAAAGUUUUCCCUCAUUUUCACACAUUUGAGUGUCCUUCAAAGCUUCACUAUAGAUGAGGUCACAAAGAGUCUGCCUUUAUUUUCUUCUUGAUCAACACAAUAAAUUGCACUGUAAUUGCUUUGAGAUUUGCACAGCAGAAGAUGUUGCUUUCUACCUCCCACUCUUCUACAACCCAAGAAGUCACGUGCCAGAUAUCAGCCUCCAUGUAUGAAGUUUAUAGAACGCUAUCUUCCACUCCUACCCAACCUCCCAUCACCUGCACCAGCAGGGUCACAGAGCUGCUGUGCUUCCUAGGGCUCAGCACCUACAGAACUACCCUGGAGGGUUCCCAACAACUGACCUAUCCUGAAUUGUCACAUCGGCAGGCAGCUGCUCUGCAUCGCACACCACUCCAGCAAAACCUGCAUGGAUCUUGCCAGGGGGAAGGUUUAGAGGGCUCCCACCCCCAGCAGCUUUUGUUGCUGCCUUGCAGCACCACUCAUCUGCCCGAAGCAGCUGAGAGGUUCUCCCUGCAGCCCUGAAGUGCUCUUGGCUUUUUAAUCCCUUGUUACUCUUCUGGAAUGCGCUAAGGGGGACUUUGGGAUAUAUUAAAUGUGGAAAUCCCUGCAGUAAGGGCAUACAGGAGUGCGUACUGAGGCUGCUCCUGCAGCUUUGCAUGAGGCACGGGUGGGGAUACAGACCUGGCAGGGCUACAGUGAGAGCAAGAAAAGCAGCAGAUAAGAUUGAAGUGCUGGAAAUGAAGAGAGUGAAUUUGUGGAGGCAAUUAAUGUGAUUUAAUUCUUCAAGAACAGCAGAUAUGUGAUAACAAAGCAGUGUUCAGAGGGUAAGGGUGAAGGACUGGAGAGGGAGAGGUGGCAGCUGAAGUAAUUUGGGGAAUAAUUGGAAUUCAAGGAAGAGAAGGCUGGAUGGGAAGAUGCCACUGGAUGAAAAAUGCUUUGAAAAGCAAAUGACUGGGGCAGGCAGGGAGAAAUACGGCAGUGAGCUGCCAGAUCGUGGGACCACAAAAGGCAAAUAGCAGUCUUCUCCAUACCAGCAUUAUGACAACAAACUAACUUGGAGAGUUGCAGGCAACAUCACUGUGCUUUGCAGCUGUUUUCUUCAAAAUGCCAUGGGAAAUAUAUAUGAAUUCAGAAAUGAACUCACGGGAGAAAACAUUUGGAAGAAUCAAAAUGCAUUUCAGUAUAAAGGUUUCAUCCUUCCCUGAGAAACCAGUACUUUCUGGUCACUGUCCAAGCCAAGAUACUGGGCUGUAUAGUUUUGGCCUGGUACAAAUUUUUAUUUUAUUUACUUUCACCUUAAAUACUUUACAAUCCAGCAAUAUUUCCCCCUUUAUGUAUGUUUGCUUGCCAGGAAGUGAAGGGGCAGUAAAAAGAGUUCCUGAAGCCUGAACUUGUGAGCAGAGGAUGACUGCAGCCACACUGCAGAGGUUAGCUUAAAUAUAUUUAAGCAGCUGAUUCAGAAAGAGCAUUCUUCUCUCUUCCAGCAAGCAGAAGCAAAUGACACAGUCUUAAAGCAUUUGCUAAGUCUACAAAAAAUCAUAGGUCUGUAAAUAUGAUGACUAUAAUUUAUGCUGCAGCUGCGAGAGACUGAGUGUCUGCUUGUCAGCUUUAUAAAACAGGAAGUCAAAUUAAAUUGGAGCUAGAAGUUCUCAUCUACUUUCAGGGACCCGGAGGGAAAAAAAGAACAUAAACAGAGCAUGCAGUGUAACCAGCGAAUCUGAACUGUUUGUCUCUAUAAUAAAUACUUCACAAGUGCAUGCUUGUAAUUUUUCUUUUAUUUGUAUAAGGACUGAGACAGUAAUUUAGACAAGAAAGAUUCUUUGAGUAAGAAAUGUGACAUUACUAUGUUUAUGGUUUGACUCCAGAUAGAAGAACCUGACUCCCAAAAUUUCAUUCGUGUGUGGUCAGAUUCAGUGUAAGGUCUACAAACAGCCCUCUCUGGGCCAUUGAGUCUUGACCUUUACUUCAGAACUUGCAAUAGUAUUUAAGGAAACCAUGCGACAGCAAUGGUAGUUGGCACCUGUAUAGCAAAACUGUAAAGAAUACUAGAGCUGUGUUAAAACAUUUACAUUAAUUUUGCACGUUUUGCUUUUAAAGGCCUUAUGAAGGGCAUGUGUCAGUAAAGCCUCAUGAACACCUUCAGCCUAUUUUGCCUACAGAGGAAGUUUUCUGUACUUCAUUUGACUUCCAGCAUUAGUUAUGACUGCUCCUGCUCUGUGAUCUUCUAUGAAUUCCUCCACGAGCACUGCAAAUCACAGUGGGCAUCUCUGCCUAUCUGCAACCUGAUUUGUUUCUGUCCAUCGUAAGCCCUGCAGAACAGAGUUGUCUUGUGCUUAUCCAGUGACCAACAGGUGGAUGAAAACAGGUGAAUCCUGGGAGACUGAUUUUUUAUACAGUCUGACAGUGAUUUUUUUUUCUAGUUUUAAACUAGAAGAAGGGAGAUUCAGGUUGGAUGUGUAGAGGAAAAUCUUUACUCAGAGGGCAGUGAGGCCCUGGCACCGCUGCCCAGAGAUCCGUGGGUACCCCAUCCCUGGAGGUGCCCAAGGCCAUGGAUGGGCCCUGGGCAGCUUGAGCUGGAGGGGCAACCAGUCUGUGGCAGGGGCAGUCUGGGGGCUUUGAGACCCCUUCUAACCCAACCAUGUUGAAUGGCUUUUGUCCUCCACCCAGCAGGCAAAGGUGUUGGGUGUGCUGGCAUUUCCAAGACUGUAGCUCUCUGUGGUACAAAAAUUGAUUAUCCCUUCUCCCGAGCUGCAAGCUAUGGCCUACCCUUUCAGAGAAUACUCGUGUUGAUCCACCAUUGCUCUACCCUGGGAGACUUUAACUGAUGUACCUCUGCAUGAAAAAAAAAAAGGAUUUGGAGAUUAAGGCUGAGCCGCAGUACUGGAAAUACAAUAUGCAGUGCUGACAGUGUGGUGCUGCCCUCUGCUGACCAUACCACACAUCAAGGUCGUACAGAAAAGGAUUCUGUUAGAAACAUCUCCUCUUUCCUUUUUCCAUUCCAAGUCAGGAUACACAGCAAGACUAUAAAUUCUGGCGGAGAGCGAGGUGAGUCAAUAAGAGAACAACGCCAAAUAUUAACGAGCAGGCAGCUGACACAUGUGGCUUGUUGUGCUUCCAGCCCUGUGUCUGCACAUGCCCCAUCACCAGUCCUGACAACAGAGCUGGUGAUCUCAGCACAGCUACAGCUUCCUCAGUCUGAAACACAGGCAAAGAGACACACUGACAUCCAGUGUAAGGGACAGAAAGACAUUUCAAAAAACAAAACGUGCAAUUUCAGAGGCAGAAAUGGUCCUGAACUGUGAGGGAGAGCUGAAGGGCCCCCCAGGUAAUCCCAGGGCUCCCUUUGGGUAGCAAGCUGCUUGCAGGGAACUAUCUGUAGGAAAUCUAUGUUGGGCACACCACCUCCAAUAAUUUAAAAAUGAACACCCAGCAACAGUUUCCUCUGUGUUCACAACAAUUCUCAGAACUGUGUUGGGCCUCUUUUCUUCAAUGGGGCCAGUAGUUCAAAGACGCCCCUGAAGGGGCUGGGCACAUCCCACCUGGGCACAUGCCCAGACAUAGCAGCACAGAAAGCGCACUGUUCUCAAGUUUACUCACAAUUAAACUGCUCUGAAAUUCUGCCUUCAGUAAGACCGAGACCAAAGGGCACAGGAACCACGCACAAGCAGAACGAAGGUGAAGAGCAGCACCCAGAGCAAGACCUGGCUCAAAAAUCUGGAGUGUGUGCAGCUCUGAUAUACAUAUAAAUAUUUACAAAUUUUAAGUACUCACCUGGCGAGUUCAAGAUCAUAUUGCUCAUAACAGCAAAAAUGUAGACCGAACUUUACAAUUAACAGGAACUACUGAAGCAUUAGAUAACAGUUUGAGGUAUAAAGUAUGCAUUAGUUCCAAAAGCGUUCUGAAAUAAAUCCCUUCAUCAAUGUCCCUCCAGCUUUCUUUCUGCCUCUGAGGAAUGGGAGGGUCAGAGGCUGAGUGUGAAAUCCAGACUGGUGUUUUAAAAUUACUGCCUUGAUUGCAAAAUACCAGCACUGGUGUUCUUGUGCAAAACGUGUAAAAAAUUCUGUGCUUCACAUCUAAGUGUCACCACCUAUGCCUGAUGGCUGAUCCUGGUCCUGCAGCACCUCUAAGGGUGCCACACCAGCAGAGCAAAUACAUUAUUUCCUCACCUCUGGGUUCAAAGCUCUAUCAUAUUCCUCCACAGUAGAAAAUACUCUUUGUUGAUAAGGUGAAAUGAAAUCCAUCACACCAUGAAGAGAAUUGCUAAGUACGUACUGCUGUGAAAACCAAGCUUCAUGUGGAACUUCCUCAGAGUCAUACCUGUCUCUUCCUUUUCUGAGUGCAGAGAAUUCUGCAACUACAACUACUUACCACAUCCAUUUUUAAGAAAUUUCCUUCACUAGCACUUCCUGCGUUCCUUUUACAAACACAUCAUAUAGCUGCAGGGCAGCACUUUGCAGGAGGGUGAGGAAAGUAAGUUUUUAGAUGAGUUCAACACUGGAAGAGUUCUUAGGAGAAAAUUCCACUGAGGAUUAAGAGAUGUGUAGGUAAUGCCUUUACUUCCAAGGCUGCUGUGUUGCUGGGAAAGUAUGCUCAUGCUCUGCAGGGCUGCUGACACCUUGUUCUGUGCUGUGGUCUCCAUCAGUAUUACACAUCAGAGACAUAAGAAUUUAUUAGCAUUUGACAACUGUCUUCUCUUCAACUAAGCUUCAAGGCACACGUGGAACCUGCAGAUAAAGGACUGGGUGUACAAGACUUACAGAGCACGUAAGCCAUGCGUAUUUUUUCAUAGUGAUCAGAGUUAGUUUGCCUAUUUAAGAAUCAAACCUACUUAACUGCCAGUGAUUUUAAAACUGGUUUCAUAAUAAAAAUGAAAUGUCAGCAACUGUACUCAUCUGAAUAUCACGCAAAGGUCUGAAAAGGAUACAAACAAACAGACUACGCCCUACUGAUGUAUGAAUUCAAGCUUCACCAUACUAGCAUUACCAAAGCAGUAAAUGUGCGUAUGGCACCCCGAGUGUACUUUGAUAUCACUGCAUUCAAAAGGUGUGUGACUUUGAUAGAAGAAGAAACACUCUAGUAAAGACAAUUCCAUGCUCAAUACGUCUCUGUACAGUUUAUUUUACAGGAGAUGAGAUGAGCACUGUGGUGCAUAUAAACCUGCAGAACAACAUAGCAAAAUACAGUUUAACCAUAUGAAAUAGUUUUACAGUAAGACAGAAAAUAUGUAGAGGAAAUGCCUUCAACAUCGAAGGACAAGAUCCACAACUGACAUCAAGUAUCUUCCACCAAACUCUGCCAGUUCACCCAAGCUGAAGAUCUGCCCCUUAAAUCUUUCCUACAUUGAACCCCUUCAGUUUGGCGAUUUCUUCAUGCACCUUUAUGGAACGAAACCGAUCCUAUAAUUUGCACAACAACCCAAGAUUUACUGAUUACUUAGACAGAGGCUGCAUGAUACAUAAUCUAAUUUAAGGGGCCUUAUCAGCCAGAAUUUAUGGAAAAUUAUAAAAUAUUGGUUAAGCAUCUUUAAAAAGAAGUCAUUAGUACUGUCAAAAGACAACUUUUCAAAAAGUUUAGAAAGUAUUUAGUAAAUUACACAAAAAGGACCAAAUAGGCAACCCUAUUUUAGUAGAAAAUUGUUUAACUGUACGAGCAGUGAUGUGGCCUACCUCUGAAUCCCUGCUGCUGGAAUGUCUGCAAAACUGUUGGGUAGAAUUUUCCUUAUCUUGUGCUGCCAGAAGGAAAUUUAGAAGAAAAGAUUUGCCCAGUAUUACUACCUGCUUUUUUCCACAAUGGAUAAAGUUGCUGUCUGUAAAGCGUGUUCCUGCCAAAGAGCAGUAACAGAGUGGCAAAUGAAUAUCAAAAUUCCUUAUGCUAUUUUGAAAAUCUCUAUCAGCACAUGAAAAAAUAUCCAAAUCGAGCAUUCCCAAAUUCAAAUGACUAAAAUUUUCAUGUCAGGCAGAUAGGAGAUCCCUGAAAUCGUUCAGCUUUAUGGACUUCCAGUACCAGACAAAAUUGUUUUAAGUAACUGCUUUAAAGAAGAGUUAUGGUUUGUUUUUACAAAACAGCACUAGUUAAAUCCGAAAUGUCACCUUACUCAACUAUUUUUAUGCAGUAUUCUUAUUCUACUGAGACCCCAUGCUGAAGGAUGUAUCAGUAAAUAAAGUUAGUAACUGUCCUCCAAAGCAGUUAUUCUAAGUUUAAUAUGGCUUAACAUUUCCUACUCCAUUUUCAGCACUGAGAAUUUAUGACACCUAUGUUGGACUGCAAAUGAUUAGUGAGAUAAAGGCAGGUCUGUGGGUAUGCUGAUGCCCUAAGAAGAGUGCACAGUGCAGAACAAAGAAGGAGGGCUGGAAAUCCUGCACGGCUCAGUGCGCACUGGCUGCUCCUGAGUUCUGGAAAUUCAUAGGGUGAAUCUGUGUAUGUUAUAUGGUUGUAGCAGGUACAGCUUAAAUAGGCACUUCAAGGGGAACUACUGGAUGAAUUUUGGUAGGGUUGUGAUAGAAGCCAUUGCUCAGUUAUUUGUGAAAUCAGUAGCCUUGAAAGACUGCAUAUAUUCAAAAUGAAGGUGUUGUGCACUCCUGAGCCUGAGUACAGCAGCUGAAAAGCUUUUGUUCUGAACGUCCGCUGAGUUUGUCUCAUACGAUACACCGGGGACAAUUCAACUUAAUGUAAGUUGAGGGAAUUACAUUUGAAUGUUUCAAAUUUAUAUUUUUUUUUCUGUAAUUAUUAUGCUGUUAUUGUAAGACAUAAUUCAUAUUGGUCUCUGUAAGAUUUUAUCCAUGUACAAUUGUUAGCAUCAGAUGUUUCACUAGGCACAAAAGGUUUCUACUCUCAGGAAUAUGGGAUUAGAAAUUUAAGUCAAAUUGUGCUAUGGAUUGGUCCCUUCAGAAAAGAUCUCCAGAAAAGAAGCUGUGGCCAACAAAAAAGAGUCACUGCACUUCCAAGCCCAGAGGCUUGGAGGAACAAUCCCAACAGAAGCCAAAAUAAGCCAACAAAAAACAAGCACACCCUAAACUCAGAAAAUAUCCAAAAGCGUGAAGUUCAGGCAGCACAUUAAAGCAAAAGAGAUGUUCUGUGAGCACCUUGGAAAGUGCUGUAUGUCAGUAAUAGAGCUGGUGGGUACAGUAACAAUGAAGAAGUACGAACUGACUGAUGCACUCUUAUGUGAGUAACAUCUACCACUAGAUAAAGUAAUGGAUAUUAUUUAAAAACAGCAGUUCUUCUCAGGAAAAGACAAGGACUUGCUGAUGUGAAAGACGACACUGCCAUUGUGCAACAGAAAGACUGCACAUUCCAAACUCCUGGAGAACACGGACACACCAGGCUUGAUGCAGUCCGGUUUACAGCCAGUUCAGUGCAGUGGCACACAACAAAACGCUACUGCCAAAUCCAAAAAACAUUCUUCAGUCAUCAGUGUGGUGUUGCCACCUACCAGAUUCCUGCAGGCACAACCAGGUGCUGGCCAGAGAGCCCUUUAACAAGGAACAAACAUGAGGGAACAUUAUUGACUUCAGGACACUAAACAAAAUUCAGAGAGGAGUCUGUUACUGCAACCAGGAGGGAGAUCUCAGAUCUCUGAGGGAGAUGAGUGCCUACUGUUGAGAAGCUCAAAUUUCACUGAGGUGGCUAAAUAUUUUACUAGCUUCCAUGUACAAUGCAAUGUGUCUGUGACUGUUGCCCAUCCUGUUAAGCAAAGACCAGCAGGCUCCUCUGUGAACUGUCAGAUGCCUCCACCACGCACUGAAGGACACCAGACAGCUCCUCCUGAUCACUGUAUGAGUUCAGGAGGAAUGCCCAGAUAGCACGAAUUAUUCACAGCAACACUUUGGUAACCACCAGCUCUGGGACUUCAUUCUUCUAUAUCAAUACAUGCUAGUGAGCAAAAAGCCUACAGAUGUUCCAGAAAGCUCAGUGAUGUGCGAACAACACACUGCUCUUCCAGGACAACGAAGUCUGAACCUCAUCUCUAAAAACAUACCCAGCAGGCUGUACUAAAUAGUGCAAAAUAGUAUGCUGGCUAUUACAAAAUAGCAAAUAGCUGUGUGUUUUUUUUCUUUUCAGAAUAAAGCAAACAACUGAUCACACCAAGUCACAUCUACUCACUCCAGGGGUGCCUUAAAGGUGCUGGUUGGGAUUUCUAAGGUGCGUCAUUGUGAAGGAUCCACCUGGGUAAGCAAUGCUCUUUUUCUGUCUGUGUGACUAAAGAAACAGAAGGUCAGAGCCUCUUUUUCACUUAAUUUGGGAUUUGGAUCAUUGGGACUGCAAAAGGAGAGCUGUCAGCCUAUGCUCCAGAGCUGUUGUGUCACUCUGCUGAGAACAGCAUACAACAGCUAUAUUCAUUAAGUACUGGAGAAUCUCAUUUCUCAGUAUUUCCUUAUAUAUGUACUGAAAGACUAAGAAAAAAAAAAAAGUUUGUGCAUUCCUAAUCAGUAGCCUGAUUUUCAAGGUCUCAGUUAUCACCCAUGCACACUCUCUUCACCUCUUAGAAAUUUUUGAGUGCUGAGCACUUCCAAACAGAAGGCCAAAGGAAGAGUGCACAUUUCUACAUGAAGACUAUGGAAGAUCAUUUCCAGCAAGUAUUUGAAGGAUGAUGUAAAAAAGAUACAAGCAUGAAGACAUUCUGAGAAGGUGUGGACAGUUAGGACUUUUACCAGCAUGUAAAUGCUUCCCGUGAAUGCUUUAUAGAAACCUUCUGUAAGAAAAAAAAAAAAAAGAAAAAAAGAAGGUAAUCUGCAUGCAACUCACCACUCCAA
Messenger RNA from Lagopus muta (rock ptarmigan), 13354 nucleotides. RefSeq names its product glucagon like peptide 2 receptor (gene GLP2R). Gene Ontology annotation, molecular function: glucagon receptor activity; peptide hormone binding. The record is from RefSeq and is a predicted model, not a curated record. The coding region runs from base 78 to 1667 and encodes 529 amino acids. Gene Ontology annotation, cellular component: plasma membrane. Gene Ontology annotation, biological process: cell surface receptor signaling pathway; adenylate cyclase-modulating G protein-coupled receptor signaling pathway. NCBI's taxonomy places the organism in Eukaryota, Metazoa, Chordata, Aves, Galliformes, Phasianidae. The transcript is spliced from 13 exons.